GAGAGAGAGCCCUAACUCUUGACACCGAGCAACAUAACAGAGGAAUCGGCCGGAUUUACGAGGACUCGACCGGAUUUCUGCAUCUAGCAGGGGAGGAAUGAUGGCGGACACGUGAAGAAGUUGAUGCAUUAUUUGCAACUUAAAUUUCCGCAAUGGCUAGAACUUCGAAUCAGAGAACGUUGCCUGUGUACCUUUACAUCCCCAAUAUCCUUGGAUACAUAAGAAUUAUCUUGAACUGCAUUGCUUUCGCCCAAUGCUUUUCCAACAGAAUACUGUUCUCUAUUCUCUAUUUCAUCAGCUUUGUAUGCGAUGGUUUAGAUGGUUGGUUUGCCCGCAAGUUCAAUCAAGUUUCUACUUUUGGAGCCGUUUUGGACAUGGUAACCGACAGGGUUAGCACUGCUUGUCUGUUGGCAAUCCUCUCCCAGUGUUACAGGCCUGGAUUGUUUUUCUUGCUCUUGCUUGCUUUAGAUAUUGCCAGCCAUUGGCUGCAAAUGUACAGUACUUUCCUAUCAGGUAAAGCUAGUCAUAAAGAUGUUAAAGACAGCACUAAUUGGCUUUUCAAAGCAUACUAUGGUAACCGGUUGUUUAUGGCUUAUUGCUGUGUGGCAUCCGAGGUCAUUUACCUCAUCCUUUUCCUUCUUGCUGAAAACCAAUCUGAAAGUGUGAUUGAUGUUCUAGCAAAUAAUGUGACCAAAAUUUCACCUCUUUCUUUUCUCGUCGUUUUGGCUUUGUUUGGAUGGGCAAUCAAGCAAGCAAUUAAUGUUAUACAGAUGAAGACUGCUGCCGACAUGUGUGUUCUUUACGACCUAAACAGAAAGCAAAGACCCUGAUUCUUCUUAAUUGUUGACACAGUUUCUAGGCUUUGAGUGAUGGUCUGUGCACUACUGUCCAUCCUGAAUUUAUUUCAAUUGUAUACUAGAUUUUUGCGCUGGAACAAGAAAAGUUCUGUAUUUUAAUUUGCAUAAACCCAGAAACCUUUAGAAAACAGUUUUGGUGCUACACAUUGUGGGAAUUGCAUAGGCCUUG
Messenger RNA from Telopea speciosissima, 1026 nucleotides. RefSeq names its product CDP-diacylglycerol--inositol 3-phosphatidyltransferase 1-like. The coding region runs from base 153 to 830 and encodes 225 amino acids. Lineage: Eukaryota; Viridiplantae; Streptophyta; Magnoliopsida; Proteales; Proteaceae. The record is from RefSeq and is a predicted model, not a curated record. The transcript is spliced from 11 exons. Gene Ontology annotation, cellular component: membrane; Golgi apparatus. Gene Ontology annotation, biological process: phosphatidylinositol biosynthetic process. Gene Ontology annotation, molecular function: CDP-diacylglycerol-inositol 3-phosphatidyltransferase activity.